UGCGGUCCAGGACGAACCAGGAUGCCGCUCUCCAUUGGCGGACGCUCUUCCCGCUAGUUCCGCGUCGCCUCUGCGGCUGCGGGUUUGAGGAAGUGUUUCUAGGAGACCGCGGCAGGCGGCUGCGCUUGCGUGGUUAGCGCUACCGGGGGCGGGCUGACGGACCGAGGCGCUGGCCGGGGGAGCAAGUUCCCGCGGCUCUGGGUGGCUGUCACCGCCAGGUUUCUCUAACCUCAUGGUACGUCCGUGAGGCCGGCUGCCGGUAGACGUCUCCGCAGGAUGGAGCACAUCCGGACCACUAAGGUUGAACAAGUAAAAGUACUGGACCGAUUCAGUACCGGCAAUAAGUCCUUAACAGGAACACUGUAUCUUACAGCCACACAUCUAUUAUUUAUAGACGCUCAUCAAAAAGAAACCUGGAUUUUGCACCACCAUAUUGCCUCAGUAGAGAAACUUGCUUUGACUACUACAGGAUGCCCGCUUGUGAUUCAGUGCAAGAACUUCAGAAUUGUGCAUUUCAUCGUUCCCAGAGAAAGAGAUUGCCAUGAUAUUUACAACUCUUUGCUGCAGCUGUCAAAACAAGCAAAAUAUGAAGAUCUCUAUGCGUUUUCUUAUAAUCCCAAACAAAAUGAUUCAGAACAACUACAAGGCUGGCAGCUCAUUGAUCUUGCUGAGGAAUAUGAGAGGAUGGGAUUGCCAAAUACACACUGGCAGUUGUCUGAUGCCAACCGAGAAUACAAGAUUUGUGAAACUUAUCCCAGAGAACUUUAUGUUCCCCGGAUAGCAAGCAAGCCAAUAAUUGUUGGUAGUUCCAAGUUCCGGAGCAAGGGGAGAUUCCCAGUUCUUUCCUACUAUCAUCAAGAUAAGGAGGCUGCCAUUUGUCGAUGUAGUCAACCAUUGUCAGGAUUCAGUGCCAGGUGCCUGGAGGACGAACACUUGCUUCAAGCCAUCAGUAAAGCCAAUCCAGUCAAUCGCUAUAUGUAUGUCAUGGACACCAGGCCCAAACUAAAUGCAAUGGCCAACAGAGCGGCUGGAAAAGGUUAUGAAAAUGAAGACAACUAUUCUAAUAUUAGAUUUCAGUUUGUUGGGAUUGAAAAUAUUCAUGUCAUGAGAUCCAGCCUUCAGAAGUUAUUGGAAGUCAGUGGUACCAAAGGCCUUACUGUCAAUGAUUUCUACUCUGGUCUAGAGAGUUCGGGAUGGCUUCGCCAUAUCAAAGCUGUUAUGGACGCUGCAAUCUUUUUGGCCAAAGCAAUAAUGGUUGAAAAUGCAAGUGUGCUGGUACAUUGUUCUGAUGGUUGGGAUAGGACUUCCCAAGUUUGUUCCCUUGGUUCUCUUCUGUUGGAUUCCUACUAUAGGACAAUCAAAGGAUUCAUGGUUUUAAUAGAAAAAGAUUGGAUCUCUUUUGGACAUAAAUUUUCAGAGAGGUGUGGCCAUUUGGAUGGUGACCCAAAGGAAGUCUCACCAGUAUUUGCUCAGUUCUUGGAAUGUGUGUGGCAUUUGACCGAACAGUUCCCACAAGCCUUUGAAUUCAAUGAAGCAUUUCUUCUUCAGAUCCAUGAACAUAUUCAUUCAUGCCAAUUUGGAAACUUUAUUGGAAAUUGUCAGAAGGAAAGAGAAGAACUCAAGUUGAAAGAGAAGACUUACUCUCUGUGGCCAUUUCUUUUGGAAGAUCAAAAGAAGUACUUAAAUCCUCUCUACAGUUCCAAAUCUCAGAAAUUUACAGUUUUGGAGCCAAAUACAAUAUCUUUCAAUUUUAAGUUUUGGAGAAAUAUGUACCAUCAGUUUGAUCGAACAUUGCAUCCUAGGCAGUCUAUAUUUAAUAUAAUUAUGAAUAUGAAUGAGCAAAACCAACAAUUACAAAAAGAUAUUCAAGACCUAGAAUCUAAAAUUAAGCAACGGAAAAAUAAGCAGACAGAUGGUGUCCUCACCAAGGAAUUGUUAAAUUCAGUUCAUCCUGAAUCACCUACCCUCAAAACUUCCCUGUGUUUUAAGGAGCAGACUCUGCUACCUGUGAAUGAUACUCUUCGAACUAUAGAGGGCAGCAGCCCAGCAGAUAAUCGGUACAGUGAAUAUGCAGAAGAGUUCUCCAAAUCAGAGCCUGCUGUGGUCAGCUUAGAGUAUGGAGUGGCAAGAAUGACUUGUUAGACUUACAGAGUGUUUUCUGGACUAACUGUAGUAUAAGAAAUGGAUUAUUGUGAAGAUGGUCUGUGUGCAUGACCAAAAGGAAUCUGUCUAAUAAUGAUCUUAGAGUUUAAUACACACAGUAGGCUAAUAAUUGAAGAAAGGACAAUAACUGCUCUUGUGAGAGAAGUCAGUCAGCUUAAUUGUGCUUCUAGCAAGGAAUGCCAUUCAGUUCUAUAAGAAAUGAGUGGUAUUUGGUGGAUUUAUUCAAAACACAGUUUGCACUGUACACUAGGGAGUUGACAUUUCUGUAUGAUUUGUAUGUUAAUUGCAGCCAAACACAAAUAGCCUUUCUUAAGUAUAUUUUAACUUAGAGAAAAUAAAACUUUACAGAAUGGUUCCUUACUAAUUGACAUGGCAUGUACUUUCAGUUACGUAACUGUGUAACUGAGUAUUUACAUAUUUUGCCUUUUAGUGAUGUUUAAUGUUGAAGUGCCAUGAAAAAUGUUUCUAAGAAAGCCUUAAAUUCUCAGUUUUUUCUUUACCCUUAAGUUUUAUAGCCGACAGUAAGGCUUUUUGUUUUUUCUUUUGGUCAGCCUUGUUUUGUUUGUGAAGAGUUGCACUCUCAUCACCGCAGGGGUUGCAUGCUACAUUAAACUCAAAGAUAAACAGUGGCAGAACUACACUUUUUAUAAUUCAUGUUUAGCCAGCCCCAUUUCCAUGUUCAAAAUUAAUGAAACUGAAGGUUUUAUUCUUGUUAUAAUUUGUUGAGUGCUACAUUUGAUGAGUUAUUUUCAGCACAGAUUAUUGAUUUUUUAAAAAUCUGUAUAAGCACAUUUGACUGCCUUUUGUAUAUGGAUGACUGCAUUCCAUUGAUUUUUAUUUUGUGGUUGGCUUUAUUCCUAUGAUAUCUAUGUAAGUUUAAUGUGCUAGAGCUCUAAAACUGUUCCCAGAAACAGCUCUGCAUAUAUGUGUAUAUUUUUAAACUGCCUUAUCUCUUAACAAAAUUGGUAUACCUAGAAUAUCUCACUUUUAGUUUACCUAGAAACUUUCAGGUAAAAUAAAAAGGGAAGUUCUCAUAGUUUAGAUUUUACUUGGUAACGUGAAUGGUAAAGCAGUCAUUUCUAUGUGGAGCAGUUUUUUUCUUCUCCGUUAAGAAUAGAAGAAAAAAAGGAGAAUUAAGGAGACUCUAGUACAGAGUUAAUGUUGAACAAAAGCAACUUAAACUCUGGGAAGGAUUUCAUUUUGCCAUGUUGUAGUUAGUGUUUAUUCUGUGACUAGUACAUAUCUUUCAAUUAAUAAAUGUAUUGCAGUUGAUAGUAUCAGCCUGGCUUUAAAAUUGAAAAUUUAAGUAACACAGUGGCAUGAGGUAUGAUUCAGGGUUACUAGGUUAUCUAUAUCGGAUCCUUCAUGCUUCUAUUAUACUUAUAUAUAUUAUUUUAAUUGUGAACAUAAAUAUCUUUUUCAAAUGGAAAAAAGCUUUAUUGUAUGAGAGCUUAUCUAAUCCUGUUUAUUUUUCCAAUGUUCUGUAAUACAUUAUGUAAUAAGAAAAAUACUUGUUUUUAAGUGGUAACAGAAAUGCACUAUAAAAUACAGUAUAUAAUUAACCAGUCCUAUCUCCAUGUAUAAGCACCAGGAAUGAACCUUAACCUCUGUGACCACAAAGGGAAGCUUUUGUGCCUUGGUGUUCCAGUCACUGCUUAUGGUUUUAGAAUCUUCUGUGGCAGACUUCUUGUAUUCAACUCUUUGGUUUAUUAAUCUUCAACUCUAGGCAUAUGUGUAUGUGUUUAUUUCUUCUUACAUGGACUGAGAAAUCAGUUAACAUCCUAAGUGACCUACAGGGUACAUGUUGGCAAAAAGCAGAUUGUGUAUAUGUCAUAUAAAAUUGGAUUUAUGUUCACUGUGUUUGAGAAUGUAUAGCAUGUAAAUUAUUUCAUACAUUAUUUAAAGGUGAUUAAAUGUUCGUGUUUUUCUUUUGGAAAAAAACAAGUGUGAUCAA
This is a messenger RNA of Otolemur garnettii (small-eared galago), 4117 nucleotides long. RefSeq names its product myotubularin related protein 6 (gene MTMR6). Gene Ontology annotation, molecular function: phosphatidylinositol-3,5-bisphosphate phosphatase activity. Gene Ontology annotation, cellular component: nuclear envelope. The transcript is spliced from 14 exons. Bases 277 to 2142 code for a protein of 621 amino acids. Gene Ontology annotation, biological process: dephosphorylation. Lineage: Eukaryota; Metazoa; Chordata; Mammalia; Primates; Galagidae. The record is from RefSeq and is a predicted model, not a curated record.